Trichoderma reesei QM6a is the source of this 1470-nucleotide messenger RNA. RefSeq lists its product as uncharacterized. NCBI's taxonomy places the organism in Eukaryota, Fungi, Ascomycota, Sordariomycetes, Hypocreales, Hypocreaceae. Bases 1 to 1470 code for a protein of 489 amino acids. The transcript has a single exon. Gene Ontology annotation, molecular function: protein binding. The record is from RefSeq and is a predicted model, not a curated record.
AUGCUCUCCUACGUCGACCAAUCCGACGUGGGGAGCGCCGAGGAAUACUUUGAUUUCUACAGGGACCCGUAUCGCCGUGGCUAUGCGGCUCCGGAUGGACCCAGGCUGAGGGUAUCGGAGAACAAGAGGGACGUUCAGUUUCCGUCAAAGGACGAGACGGCCAUGGUCCGUGAGGAGACGCAGCCUGUUCUGGAUAGACUUCAGGCCGCCAUCGGACAGCGGCUGCGGCAUCCGCAUCGGUACUCGCUGGAUGACAUACACAAGCUAUACUGCCAGCUCCCGGAGCCGCGCAUGCUGUGCCUCACUUGGCAGUGGCGCAAUAGGCUGCUGAAGGUCAUGGGCACGCCUCAGAAGAGGGACAUGGACUCGAUGCUGCGGUACUUUGCCCUGGUUGCCGAUGUCAAGAAUGCAGGGCUCACUCUGCGCCGCUCGCAAUGGAACUUUGCGCUGGCCUUUGCCACCAAGUAUGCCGCCAGAGCGUCGACGCAGGAGAUGGAGUCGGCGCUGAGGAUAUGGAAGGAGAUGGAGAAGGAAGCCCAUAUGACGGGAAACGAAGUCACGUUCAACAUUCUCUUCGACGUCGCUGCCAAGGCGGGCAACUUUACCCUGGCCGACAUGAUAUACAAGGAGAUGGAGAAGCGCGGAAUCGAGUUCAACCGCUUCCACCACGUCAGCCUCAUCCACUACUUUGGACUGAAGCUCGACUCUGGGGGGGUUCGGGCGGCGUACCGAGAAAUGGUGGAGUCGGGCGAGAUGAUUGACACGGUGGUCCUCAACUGCGUCAUCUCAGGCCUGCUCAGGUGUGGCGAGGAAGCGGCCGCUGAAGAGACGUACCAGCGCAUGAAGAGCGACCACGACACGGCGUCGGAGAUGCCGCAAAAAGAUUACAUGAUGAACAAGGUCGUCACAAAGGUCCUCAUGAUGUUUAGCCGAGUUGGCAAGCAACAUCCGGAGCUGAAGAAGUCGUUUCAGACAAACGUGCGCUUGGCUCCGGACCUGCGCACGUACAAGCUGCUGGUCAAUCACUACGCUACCCGAGUCGGCAACCUCCAAAAGGUUGCCCAAUAUCUCGACGAGAUGAAGCAUCUCAAGGUCGCCAUCCAUCCCACCAUCUUCCUGGCCCUCUUCAAGGGCUUCUACAUGCACGGGGGGUAUCCCGGCUCGGACUGGUCUGAGCAGCGCCUCGAAGGAGUGCUCGCGGGCUUCUACCAAGCCCAUGACGAGCGUGGUGCCGAUUUCCGCAUAGACCAAUGGGUCGUGAUUUGGGCACUCCGCGCCGUGAAGAAGUGCUCUUCAAACGAGGCUGUGAUCCAGACGUUUGAGUCCAUGUCCCAGCGAUGGGUCAUCAGCCCAGAGCGGCAGCAGUUUAUGCACGCGCUGCUUGAAAACAUUCUGCACGACAAGGAUCUCAAGUCUACACGGAACGAUGGACUUGAGCAGUGGCGCGGCAAAGAUGCGUCGUGGUUAUGA